AUGUUAACAGUUGCGUUUGCAUUGAGCGUCAUCCUCACCGCUUUACCAGGCUCUGGGGGUAGCAAGUGGACUGUGUCCUUCACCAGGAGAGAGAUCUGUGUCUGGGCUGGGACCACUGUCACUCUCCCUUGUUGGUAUGACUACCCAUCAGGACACACUGUCAGGAGGGUGAUGUGGUUCAGGGUCUCUGGCCGGAGGGAGUUUGCCCACCACUCUGACUCCAGCUUGGUUAGCAUGUCUUAUAGAGGAAGGACAAAGUAUACAGGCAGCCAUAAAAGCUGUGGGAUCCAGAUCACCAACGUGAACCUUGGCGAUGCUGGACAGUACCACUUCAGGUUUGAGACAGACCACCCACAGGGACGAUGGACCUCCCCGGACACCGUCUCACUCUUUGUCACAGAGCUUCAGGUUCAGGUCCAUCCUGCGAGGACAGCCAACAUGUUUGGCCCAGGAGAGACAGUGUACCUGGGCUGUAUGGCCAGAGGCUGUGCUGCAGAAGGGAGGAGUCUUGCUCUCUACAGGAACGGCAUCAACCUGGGAUCACCUGAGAAGUGGCUGACCAUCUUCAACUUUGACAGCCAGCACGCUGGUACCUACACCUGUCGCCCAAUCCCCCCACAGAAUGUCCAAUCUCCGCCGCUGGCCUUGGCUCUGGGACAUGCUCCUCGUUCCACAGUGAUUGAGGUGAGUCCCAUGGGUGUGGUAGUGGAGGGGGUCUCUGUGACUAUGACCUGCAACAGCAGUGGGGCUCCGGUGGUGGAGAGCUAUGCCUGGUUUAAGGACAGGGAGAGUGGCAGCAUUCCAGACAGCUUCAGACCCCAGCUCCACCUGAAGAGGGUGUCCCACACCGACCGGGGAGAGUACUUCUGUGUGGCACGCAACCCACUUGGUACAGAGAGGUCCAAACCUGUCCUGCUCAACGUCACAUACUCUCCAAAGAGCACCAAGGUGUUGGUUAGUCCAACAGGAGACAUCAAGGAAGGCUACUCUGUCAACCUGACCUGCAGCAGCAAGGCCCACCCCCCAGUGGACCGCUAUGCCUGGUUCAAGAUCAUGGGGGGUCAGACCUGGGCCAAAGGUUCAACACAGAACCUCUCCUUCUCCAGCGUCCGCUCACAGAACGGAGGACAGUACUACUGCACGGCCUGGAACCAACAUGGACAGGGCAGCUCCUCUGUUUUCACCCUCGCCAUUCUCUGUAAGUAA
Oncorhynchus masou masou (cherry salmon) is the source of this 1206-nucleotide messenger RNA. RefSeq names its product B-cell receptor CD22-like. Lineage: Eukaryota; Metazoa; Chordata; Actinopteri; Salmoniformes; Salmonidae. The transcript has 5 exons. Bases 1 to 1206 code for a protein of 401 amino acids. The record is from RefSeq and is a predicted model, not a curated record.